Messenger RNA from Trichobilharzia szidati, 3926 nucleotides. NCBI's taxonomy places the organism in Eukaryota, Metazoa, Platyhelminthes, Trematoda, Strigeidida, Schistosomatidae. The record is from the annotation of a GenBank genome assembly.
GUUGACCUUGAGUGAUACGCCAUUACUUUUGGAUUCUUAGGUCGCACUACUAAGGAUGGGGAAGCAUAAGUUUAGGACACGUUGUUAUUUGGAUAUCAAAAUCGAUUCGCAACCAGUGGGUCGUAUCGUGUUAGAGUUAUUUAGUGAUAUAUGUCCAAAGGCUGCCGAAAAUUUUAAGAAAUUAUGUCAAGGAGUCUGUGGUUUGGGUUUAAAGACGGGGAAACCGCUAACAUAUCAGGGAAGUAUAUUCCAUCGAGUUAUCAAGGGUUUUAUGAUACAAGGAGGUGACUUCAGUAAUAGGGAUGGAACUGGGGGUGAAUCGAUAUACGGAGGCACUUUUGCUGAUGAGUGCCUAACGACGGAGCACGACCGCCCUUUUUUGCUGUCAAUGGCAAACAGAGGUCCCAACACUAAUGGGUCUCAAUUUUUCAUCACCACUGCUCCUGCACCACACUUGAAUGGGAAACAUGUAGUAUUCGGUCAUGUGAUAUCUGGAGAGGAUGUCGUCAGGAAAAUUGAGGCCGUUCCAAUCGCAGACACUAAAGCUCACCGUCCAGUCAAAUCGAUUGUAAUUGACACUUGUGGAGAGCUUAUACCAGUUAAAAAAGGGAAGAUUUCAAGUGGUGAGAAGAAGAAGAAAGCGAAAAAGGAAAAGAAGAAAAAGAAGCGGAAAGUUAGCGAGGAGGAAGAUUCAUCAGAAAGUGAAAGCAACAUGGGUAAUGGAUGCAGUGUUCGAAAAGAAGAGAUUCCAGAAGUGCCACCACCAAAGUUUCUUUAUCGUGGUAACUAUGAGGAGGAUCAGCUGGAAUUACAGAAAAAGAUGGAAGCCAGCCCAAGUAUUUCAGCUCGUCUCAGCAAUUGCUCGACCGAGUCCAGGCAUGGUUCGGGGAGCAAUCGUGAAAGUGUUAGAAGUCGAUAUCAGGAGGACCGUUCAGGUCGAGUGGUCAAAGGACGCGGUCGAAUUUGUUACCAAAGUCCGAAUUCCCGUUCAGGAAGUCCUGAGCGUAGUACCACACCACCACAUUGGCGCCAAGCAAGCUCUCACACUCAAAAGUUAGACCAGGAUGAUUGGAAACAAUGGAAUGAACGACGAAACCAGGAACAAAUGAAUCAUUUACAAAGAAUGUCGUCUCAUUCAUCCCGUGGGAGCCGCCAUGAUCCACCAUCUCCCUCCAUAGCUGCCAGUCGUAACCGCAACCCAAGCACUUCACCGUCUUUUGUAACCAACAUUGGUGUUCCUAAUAAUAUAAGAGACGCUGAUUCUCCGGAGAAAGAAUUUUCAACAGGUCAAAGGGAUGGUCGGAAAUCGCGUUCUCCUAGUCAGUCACCACCAAAGAAUCAUCAGAUUUUAGUAGAUGACUCCAAGAUAGUGGAAAACGGUUCCUCCCCAACACAGAAUCACGUAUCACCAACUUCAGCCGUACAAAAAAGGAUAAAUACCGAGUACGUGGGUAAAUCUGAGGAUUCGCAUGACAGGCGCUAUCCUAGAUCACCCGAAGACAUGCGUCCGACACCAUUGUCUGAGGAUCAGCGUAUUUCGGGAAUAGGCGACGAAUGUAUGGUAGAUAUCGAUGAAGAUAAGCUUAACACUCUUGCAACCAAUACUCAUGAACAGUCUUCAAAACUCUCUAAAUUUUCAGAGUAUUCGAGCGUUAAGUCUGAUUCACCGAAGAGACAAUUAGGGGAUUCACCGAGGAGACAAUUAGGGGAUUCACCGAAGAGACAAUUAGAGGAUUCACCGAAAGCCUUAUCUCGCAGUAGUCAGUCUCCUUUAAAGUUUUCCGGAUCAUCAAAUUUGAAAUCUCCACAACAAGCAGUUGUUUCCCCAGCUAACUCAUCCACUUCCAGUCAACAACAGAAAUAUCGAUCAAAGUCUCCUGUCCUUCAAAUGCUUUCGCCCAAACAUACUACUGUAGAGAAUCAAGCUCCUACAGAGCAGAACGCCGCUUCACCUCCUACUUACUCAUCACCUCGUGUAUCUGUUAUUGCUUCCGAAAACCGAAUGCCAUCUCCACCUGAUCAAAAUGCUCAACAGUCCUCUCCUGGUAUUCCUCAUAAACAUCAAGCUUCUCCACAGCUUCCCUCUAGAAUACCAUCACCUCAACCAAUUAGUUAUAAUGAACCCGAGGACAUACCAUUUCCAAGUGAGUGUGCCCCACCUAUACAGGAAAGAGCCAAGUCUCCAGAGAAACCUAGCAAACCGCUCAUAUCACAAACAGAUGAAGAGCCAAAGGCUGCUCACAUCUCUCGAUCAGCUUCACGAAGUUCGUCGUCAUCAGAAUCUGGAUCAGCUUCAUCUUGUGAAUCUGAUAGUUCUAGGUCACGUUCACGUUCCCGUUCCCGAUCUCAGUCUCAAACAAGUCCGAAAUCCCAUCGUAGACAAGCUCCACGAAGUCCUCCAGCUCAUCUUGUGGAGAAAUGGAAAAUGCGCCGUGAAAUGCUGAACCAAAAACGUCGUGUUGUACCACCAUCCGUAGCAGCGUACGCACCUUCUGGAUCAUCAGAAGACCGUUUGAGACGUAAUGCAUCUGGAAGAAGUAUCCAUGGUCAUUCCCGCUCACCAUCACGUUCCAUCACCAGCCGUCGGAGAAGUAGAUCUUCGAGUUCUCGUUCCAAAUCAGGCUCAUUUUCCCAUCGUCGUACUAAAUCAAAUAUAAGACGUGGUUCUCCUGAAACAGAAAGUGCUCGCAAACGAAGAAGAAGUACCAGUCGUGAUAGGAAAACAUCACGCUCAAAAUCUCGUAGUCGUUCACCCGCGAAGGGUCACGGGUUGAAACAUCGAGGUACCUCACCCAGCAAACCUAUUAUAGUGAUAACGAAGAAGAGUCACACAACACAAAAACCACCGAAAAUUGUCGCUGAGGACCCACCUGUUGAGGAUAUUCCUGUAUCAAGCAAGUGGGAGAAAUCUCCUCAUAUUGCAGAAGAAAGUACAAACCAACCUUCAGUACCUCAGUGGAGUAGCAAACCGUGGCAGACUGACAGUAAACCGGAACUUGAAGAAUCCGUUAAUAAGAACGGAAAGAUUCUGCCUGGGAAAAUUCAACUGGCAAAUAAUAGCACCGUUUUACAAAGACUUCGAGGUGCACAACAAGAGCCUACUAAUAACGAGACGCAACCAAACAAAGAUGACUCUCCUGUUACUGGCUGUGAUACAAAAACCAAUAAACUAGAGAACUCAACAGCUGCUUCCUCUGAAACCACAUCAGUGUCAAAUGUACCAACUAUGAUCAAACCUCAAGUUCCACCUCUUCCUAAAAAUCAGCAGGUUAAAAAACCAGCUGCAAUCAGAGGACGAUCUCAUUCAUCUAGUUCUAGUUCAGCCUCUUCUUCUUCCUCUUCUGGAUCUUCAUCAAGGAGCUCAAGCAGACCUAAGCGUUCUCGCCAUAGAUCUCGAUCAAUAAGCAAUUCUGCUCGCAAAGUUCAGCGAAGUGAUUUUUCAGACUCAAGAAGUAGAGGUAGGGGUCGAUAUUCCCCAGUCAGUCGUUCAUACUACACGAGAUCACGUUCACGCUCAUUCUCAACAAGAGCCUCUACGAAUUGGGGUACACGUACAAGCUAUCCAAGCCGAAAUCGUUCUUGGUCUAGAUCACGUUCUCGAUCAUUUUCAAGGGACUCUCGGUCUCGCAGCUCAAGUACGCGUCGACACAAGCGUCGCCACAGAAGGACACGUCGUGGUAGAAAUUCCAGUCGCAGUUGGUCAUCCUCCAGAAGCUCUAGCAGAUCUACAAGGCGACGCUAACUGUAAUAUUAUUAACUUAUGCAACAACUGAAUUAUUCAGUCAAUGUUUUGAAAUGUAUUUACUUCACAUUGUAAUUUUGUGUUCUCACUUUAUUAUAACACAUCAAAAAGGCGAAUGUGGUUUCAAGUUAAUUAUAUUGAUGAAUAGUGGUUGUUAUGAUCCGAUACGUGUAAAUAGAUAAAU